AUGGCUGGGUCGUCGUCGUCGUCCAAGCAAGAUCGUGCCCUGCAGGCCAAAAACCUCGCCGAGAGGUGCUUCCUCGCUGGCGACGUAGCUGGAGCGAAGCGAUGGUGUCAGAACGCGCUGAAGCUGGACCCGGACCUCCCCGGCGUCGCGCAGGCCGCGGCCGCCUACAACGUGCACUCCGCCGCGGCGCUCAAGGCCAUCGGGGUCGCCGGCUGCGGGCCCGACUGGUACGCCAUGCUCGGCCUGCCCCAGCCGCGCUCCGACCUGGUCACCCACCACGACGCCGUCAAGAAGCAGUACCGGAAGCUGUGCCUCCUGGUGCACCCCGACAAGAACACCUCCGCCGCCGCCGACGGUGCGUUCAAGCUCGUCCAGACAGCCUGGGACGUGCUGUCGACCAGGCAUCCCCCGCCGGGGGCCACCGCCGCCGCCGCCUCGGUGUGUACGCUUCCGAUGCGGGCAGAAGACCUGUUUCGUACCAAGCCUACAGCCGCCGCGCCGGCGACGCCACCGGCGGCCAAGAGGCCUCCUGAACCGCCACCGAAGACGACGCAGAGGCAACAACCACCAGGUCCUCCGCCAAAGCCGCAACCGAGCGCACCGAAGCGACCUCAGGUCGUCCAGAUGCGUCGGCCUGCUCCGGCAAAACAACAGCGGCCGACGAUUCUGCCGCCGCCACCGGUAGUGAAGCGACCAUCACCGACCAGGGGAAAAUGCCAGUAUUGCGGCGCGGCAAUCUCCAAAUCUUUCCGCUGCAUGAGCUGCCACCGGAGCCCAAUGGACAACAAGCCGGGCUAUUCCGACAAUGACGAAUACGACGACUAUUACGCCAAAAAAAAUAUGGAAUACGAUGACUACUACUACCACGACGACAGAUGAAAUCUGACGAUGAGUACAGCAGGGUUACGAGUAUCAUAUAUGAUGAGUAGAAAAUUAGGUAUGUGGCUCAAGAUUUCAAUUCCUGGGCUUAUUUAUUGUGCCUUUAAUUAGAUUUUUUACUCUUCUUUCUCCAAAGAGUACUUUUGAACCGAAUUCUUUCUCGGAAGAGUUUCAUAUUACAACUUCCAGUAUCACCAUUGUAAUUGUCCCCGUUGUAAAGAUUUUUUUUUUCUUAUG
Messenger RNA from Oryza sativa Japonica Group (Japanese rice), 1116 nucleotides. RefSeq lists its product as uncharacterized. NCBI's taxonomy places the organism in Eukaryota, Viridiplantae, Streptophyta, Magnoliopsida, Poales, Poaceae. The record is from RefSeq and is a predicted model, not a curated record.